UAUUAGGCGGGACGCUUUGGACCUGCGCAACAAUGUCGCAUGCUUUAGGCAUUUUGAUUUAAAAAAAUUAAUUUACAGAUAAGAAAAAAAUCGGUUUGAAACAUUAUUUUACCGUGUAAUGUAUGUUUUUAGAUGUAAUACUGUUUCGGUUCGAACAAUCACGGGGUGAAAAUCUAUUUUUAAAUGGUACCAGUCGGAGUAGCGAAGCUCCCAGAAUUCCAAACAUACGACGUCAACAUGGCGGACGAACUUAAAAAUUCCUAUCAUCCCAUCGUAAACUGUAAAAAUACUCGCAAUGGUCAUUACAUCACCAAACACCUCAUAAACCUUAAUCAAACCAUGGGCUGUGAUAUGUUUAAAUUUGAAAAUGGUCAUGUUCCAAAUUCAAACCUACCGAUGAUUUUCCCUUUAUAACUUAAUCGGAACAUAAAAACAUCCCUUCAAUUAACACCAGUACUUUGCUAGACUUGGAUAGGAGCCCCAAAAUGUCCAGUGAAAGCAUCAGCAUAAAACAAGAGCUCGAUGAUGACGAUUCCAAUAUGGAAAUUGACGACGACGUACCCCGUUUAGGACCGGCCACAUUCGGUUUACAAAGAGUAGGAGCUCCGAUCACCCCAAAACCGUCACCAUCACAACCGACACAGGUACUCAAUGCCCGAGGUAUGCCUGCAAGAAUACGGAAGAAAAAUCGUUUGUUUUACGACGAUGACAUCGUGAAUACACCUCACCAUAGAGUACCAUCGGCGAAAAAGCAAAAACACACCCCUCAAAAACGACAGAAAUUAACCCCAACAAAAAGUUACAAAGACGUUUUAAAAUAUAGCGUUAAAAAGUUUGCUAAGGAACAAAAACCAGUUAUCGGGAAUACCCCACCCCCAAUACAAUCAUCCGAUCGAAAAAUUGGCCAAAAAAUCGGUAUGAGACUAAGAAAUUUAUUAAAAUUACCCAAAGCUCAUAAAUGGGUUUGUUACGAAUGGUUUUAUAGUAACAUAGACAGAUGCUUGUUUUCUGGUGAUAAUGACUUUACUAUAUGCUUAAAAGAAUCAUUUCCUGAGUUAAAAACAAGAGAGUUAACUCGUAUUGAAUGGACGAAAAUUCGUAGGAUGAUGGGGAGGCCAAGAAGGUGUUCUCAAGCUUUCUUUGACCAAGAACGCCUUGAUUUAGAAAAAAAACGAAACAAAAUUAGAGCGUUACAACAAAGAAAAGCAACAGAUUUCGCCAACUUUCAAGAUUUACCAUCAGAAAUCCCAAUGCAAUUAGUUAUCGGUACAAAAGUAACCGCAAGACUAAGAAAACCACAAGAUGGGUUAUUCACAGGAAGUAUCGACGCUGUGGAUACAUCAAACAACACCUACAGAAUAACAUUUGAAAGACAAGGAUUAGGAACACAUUCCGUUCCUGAUUACGAAGUCCUUUCAAACGAACCACCGGAGACGAUGACAAUAUCAAAUUUCCAAAAUAAGUUCCGCCCAAGGAACGGACUCUCCCCAUACUCAGCAGUAAGAAGCCCUCCAUAUUCAGCAACAAAACUAAAAAAGGAUCCGUUAUUAUCCAUGGUAAAUAAACCACUGUUUACGAGUGCUGAACGGAUUGGUGGAUUUCCAACAAAACUUUUAGAAAAAAUUGUUUUGGUUACAAAGAUUUUGACGAAAAAGAAAGAAAAAAUCACCGUUUUAAAACGAAUGAAUUCAGAAGCUGAAAAGAUCCGUUCUUUUAAUAAAUCCAUAAAUUCGCUUAGUGAUGAUUUUGAGAGAAAAUACGCAACGGUUUUAGUUGAGUUAGAAAAAUUAAAUGUCGAUCUCGAAAAGUAUUUAGAUGAAAUGCAAACGUACUGUCAAGAAAUUGCUUUAGAACCAAGUGUUGCAGCUAUGUUGGCUCCAAGUCAUUUACGAGAAAAAUGUCGAAUCGAAGCCACAGAAAUUGUACAUAGAUACAAUAUGGUUCCAAGUGGAGAUCGAGAACCCGUUAAAAGUAAAUCGAUCUUAGAUUUAAUUACGGAUUUAACCGCUUUAAUGCUUCAAGUGCGGAGUUUGUCCGAUUCCGAUCAAAACGCGUAUGAAUUACAAGUAUUGGAAGGUACGAUGGAACAAAUUAAACGAAAAUUAACACCAGGAAAUGUUACAAAGUUCCAAAGUAACGUUGAAGUGCACAUGAAGCAUAUUCAAGUCGGUUUGAGUCAGUCUUUCAAUGGUAAUGCAAGUUUGAAUACAGUUUUGAAUGUGAGCAAACCGUGAUGGCACCUUAACAAUUAUAAUUUUCUUUCACUUUUUUGCGAACAUGUGCUUAGGUGUGCAAUAAUCAAGAAACAUUCUAUUGUUUUUCUUUAUUCUUUCUUUAUAAGUGGAACUUUAAUCAUUUAUAUUAUUACACUUUGAUAAUGUAUUUUAGAUGGUAUACAUACUUUUUUUCUGCAAAAAAUUGGUUAACCUUGAUAAUUUGUAUAUUUUCUAAUUUUUAGAUUUAACCAUUUGUGAGCGUGUAAAAACAGAAACCUAAAUGCAUGUGAAGCGGUGUUUUCCUAAUUUUUGAUGAUUUAUAUUCGUCAAGUUUAUAAACAGAUGUAUAUAUAAAUAUAAGAAAUAUUUGCUAGUGUUACUUGUAGAUGUGAAAUGCUGUUUCUUACAAUUUAAAAAUUUUUGGAAAGGGGUAACUGAUUUAUUUGAAAAAGAUUUCUGAUAUAGAAUAAAAUU
Molecule: messenger RNA, 2690 nt
Organism: Onthophagus taurus
Lineage: Eukaryota; Metazoa; Arthropoda; Insecta; Coleoptera; Scarabaeidae
Gene: mip130
Product: Myb-interacting protein 130
Biological process (GO): reproductive process; DNA-templated transcription; regulation of transcription by RNA polymerase II
Cellular component (GO): transcription repressor complex; nucleoplasm
Molecular function (GO): DNA binding
Source: RefSeq, a predicted model, not a curated record